Phyllopteryx taeniolatus (common seadragon) is the source of this 5598-nucleotide messenger RNA. RefSeq names its product G protein-coupled receptor 12 (gene gpr12). Gene Ontology annotation, molecular function: G protein-coupled receptor activity. NCBI's taxonomy places the organism in Eukaryota, Metazoa, Chordata, Actinopteri, Syngnathiformes, Syngnathidae. Gene Ontology annotation, cellular component: membrane. Gene Ontology annotation, biological process: G protein-coupled receptor signaling pathway. The transcript has 2 exons. Bases 313 to 1338 code for a protein of 341 amino acids. The record is from RefSeq and is a predicted model, not a curated record.
GCGCGCCAGACGCAGGUCCCCUCCUCCCUUCUCCAUCAGUUCGUGAGCCACCCCUCCCCUCUCAUGUCCUCACGCAGCCGCAGUCUGCACGUUUCUUUUUCCUCCCCUCCUCUCUCUCUUCAUCCUCACAUCACCAAGCCAAAAGAGGAGCCGCCGCAUCACCCCCCUGGACCCCCCCACCACCAGCAGCAGCCGCCGCCGCCUCCUCUCUUCUCUUCUCCAGCCACAGCUCCCUCCUCCAGCGGCAUGGAUGUAAAAGGUUGCCUCUGAACGGCUCCAGCGUCAGCUCACAGACUCAAGACGGGGGCCACGAUGAGCGAAGAGCCACCGGCCACCCCCAGCUGGCUGAGCCCGGAGCCCACAGCGUGGGCCAGCGGCGGGGGGCCGACGGACAACGCCAGCGUCCCGGCGACGUUCCCCGCAGAGGAAUCCCUCUCGCCCCGCCAGUUGCCCCUGCUGAUCAACCCGUGGGACAUCGUCCUGUGCACUUCGGGGACUCUGAUCGCCUGCGAGAAUGCUCUGGUGGUCCUGGUGAUCUGGCAGAACCCGGCGCUGCGGGCACCCAUGUUCCUGCUCAUCGGCAGUCUGGCUCUGGCUGACCUGCUGGCCGGCCUGGGCCUGGUGCUGCACUUCACCUGUGCCUACCUGCUCCAGUCGGACUCGGCCCAACUUCUCACUGUGGGCCUGGUGGUGGCCUCCUUCUCCGCGUCAGUCUUCAGCCUGCUGGCCAUCACCAUCGACCGCUAUCUGUCGCUAUACUACGCCCUGACCUACAACUCGGAGCGCACGGCGGCCUUCACGUACACCAUGCUGGUCCUCCUGUGGGGACUCUCGCUGUGCUUGGGUCUACUUCCUGUCACAGGCGUCAACUGUCUGGCAGAGGAGGCCACGUGCAGCGUGGUGCGCCCGCUCACCAAGAACAACAUUGCCGUACUCUCCGUCUCCUUCCUGCUCCUGUUCGGCCUCAUGCUGCAGCUCUAUGUGCAGAUCUGCAAGAUUGUGAUGCGCCACGCCCACCAGAUUGCCCUCCAGCACCACUUCCUGGCAGCCUCGCCUCACUACGUCACUACGCGGAAGGGCGUCUCCACGUUGGCCAUCAUCCUAGGGACAUUCGCUGCCUGUUGGAUGCCCUUCACUGUCUACUCGCUCAUCGCCGAUUACACGUACCCACCGCUGUACACCUACGCCACACUGGUGCCCGCCACCUACAAUUCAGUAAUCAACCCGGUCAUCUACGCAUUCCGGAACCAGGAGAUUCAGAAGGCGCUGUGGUUGGUGUGCUGUGGCUGCGUUCCCGCCAGUGUGGCACAGCGGGCGCGGACUCCCAGUGACGUCUGACCCAGGGAACCAAGCGGUUGGGAUAUGGGAGGGAGGGGGCGCCCAUUGGAUGGUUCUCACAUGGGCGAACUGACCUGGGUGGGGGUUUGAGAGGGGUGCUACCGUGGGUUGGUUGACACAAAUGGGUGACUCGACCUUGGUUGGUUAUAAGAGAGAGUGGCGCCCCCGGGGUCAGAGCCAGCUGACCUGUGUAGGACUUGAGAGAGUGGGGGGUGCCCCUGGGUUGGUUCACCUUAUGGGUUCUGAAAGGGGGCAUCCCUUGGUUGAAGCAAUUUGACCUGGGUGGCACGUAAAAGAGGGGUUUGCCCCUGGGUUCGACCAAAAUUACCUGGGAGGAUUUGAGAAAAAGGGAGUGCCCACUGCGUUGGUUGACACAAAUGGGUGAAUCGACCCGGGUCGGUUCACUUGGGUGAGUUUUGAGCGAGGGUGGCACCCCUGUGCUGGAGCCAAAUGAUUGGUGGGUAACCUCUUGGUUGUUUCACCUUGGUGGGUUUUGACAGAGGGGGCAAAAAUAGGUAAACCGAUCUGGGUGGAUUUUGAAUACGUGGUGCCCCUGCGUUGGAACCAACUGACCUGGGUGGAGCUUGAGAGAGGGGGCAGGGGGGUGGGGAUUGUUUCGCCAGUGUGAGUUUUGAGAGAGAGAGGGUCACCACUAGGUUGGAUCAAACUGACCCGGGUGGGUUUUGAGAGAGGAGGUUAAUCUACCAGGGGGCUGUUUUGAGAGAGGGGUGGGCCUGGACUGGAACAAACAGUCCUGGGUGGGAUUUGAAAAAGGGGGACAUCCUGGGGUUUGGUCCAUCUGGGAGAGGUUUGAGAGGGUUAGCGCAAAUUGACCUGGGUGGGUUUUGAGAAAGGGUGGUACCCCUGGGUCACAUAGAGGGGCGGCAUGGGAGUUAACCGGGUGGACGGUGGUUUUCUCGUCAUCCCGCGAGGUUUUUGUCCCUCUUCGUUAUCCUCACAUGAGGCGGCUAUGUUGCAUGCUGCCCACCAUCGCAGCCUCCGCGCCCCCCCCCCCCCCCCUUUUUUUGGUGCCCCACCCUUGCCCCGCUCUGCAGAGGGUGCACAUCACAUGCACAACGCAGCUUCGGCCGCCACGUGCUCGUCCUUUGGGAUUAUUGGUCGCUCAAAUGGCAGAUUAAAAACCAGGCAGACGACGACAACGCCAAGCACGCAGGCCUAUUUCAUUAUUUUUUUUUACCCCUGCAUCAAAGUCUGGAGCAGCAUCCAUCCCCGCCCGCCUCGAACGUGCGUGGCAACCUAAAGAGGCACGGCCAGCUAAAAAUAGACACCAGCUUCUCUUGUGGAAAUGAGCCCUCGGUACGCUUCUUGUCUUUCACUGGAUUCUUGUGUGUGAAUGUGUUUGACACCACCAUAUCGAUAAUCCCCCCCCCACCCCCCCCAUUUAUUUCACUGGAGGCUGCAGUGUAAUGUGCAUCCACCUCACUCGUAUUUGCUCGAUUUUUGUAUGUUGACGUAGUUGAAGUUUGCAUUAAGUCCAUGCAAGAGAAUUCCACCGUUUCGUUACUAGGAUGUCAGUCAAUCCAUGUGACUUACCACAGCCAGUCAAUUAAAUUGAAUUAUAAUAUAAAUAUAAACAGAUUAACCCAUUGUGGGGUGCUUAUAAUAAUUUAACCUACUAUGUGGCACAUAUUGAAAUAACUAGAAAUUGUUUUAAUUUAAAUAUUGUAACCUAAAUAACCAUACUUUAUUUAAAUACGUAAAAUUUAACAUCAUAUACAGUAAUUUUAUUUGUAUUUAACUCUCGCUGAAAGGGAAUUAAUUUAAAUAAAGUAUGCAAAAUUUUUCACAUUUAGUAAAAUUUGUUUUCAUUAUUUUUACAUCAAAACACCAUAACUCGUACUUGGUGUAUAGUACUCCUUUACAGAAAUUAAAUAUAUUUUAAGUAUCUAACUUACCUUUUUUUAAUAUUUAUGACUAGAUUUAUAUAAUUUCAUGUACUAUAAUGCCAUUCUUGUGCAAUGAAAAGCACGUAGCUCUGAUUUGUGUUAUUUUUAUCUCCAAAAAAGAUAAAGAUUCUAAAAUUUACAGAAAAUUGGAGAUUCUUUUCCUGUCAGUUCUGCCAUACAGCUGUCUUUGUUUACAUUUUUUAUAGUUGCCAAAUAUGAUUGCCCACUUUUUUAUUAUAUUUUUUAUUUUAAGAAAUACAUGUACAAAAUAGUCUACGGUUGACAUAGUAAUUCCAAUAAGUGCGCUAUAACUAAUGUGCGUGCCCUAAUAGAGUCAUUGUAAAAGUGACAUCUGCUUUUAGGCCAAUAAAGAGCUCUCGACCUUUUUUGUCAUGUUGUCAGCAAUAACUAACCUUUGGACGGUAGUUAUUUUCUAAGAAGCGAAGCAAUACUCAAGACAGCAAUAACAUCCACGCACACUUACUGUGAUUCCUCCCCGCAGAGUGAUGGCUGUGAGAGGGAUAAUCAAAUGUGACGCAAAUGCUUAUAAAAGAAAAUAUGAAAUAACAGGCUUCGUGGAUGAAUUUUCAUUUGUUGCUUUGUCAAUGUGACCUCAUAUGAUGAUGUAAUUAGCUGAUUUUGGGUGAAAAUGGAUGCAGUUCAAACUUGGAACAAGUUCAAAAAAGCAAAUUGCAACAAAGCCCAUUGAGUAGGACCUCAAAUUAAAGCCCGUAUUGAGGGCUUUCUGAAUCUGAAAUUAUUUUGUUGCUGUGCCUUUAUAUGAUUAAAUCAGCUAAUUUGUCUUGGUGGGAAUUAAUGUUCACAUUUCACUUGUAACAAACAAGGUUAAAAAAAAAAAUAAUAAUUUAACAAACUAUCGAGUAAGACCUCAAAUUACAGCCCAAGAGGGCUUUCCCAAUCAGUAAUUAUUUUGCUCAUAUGAUUAUGUAAUCAGCUGAUUUUACAUUGUGGCUUGAGCUUCUCUCAUAACAAGGUGUAAAAAAAAGGUGUAAAAAAAACUAAUUGCAACAAACCUCAUUGAGCAGUGCCUCAAAUUACAGCCCGUAAUGAGGGCUCUCUCGAUCCACCCUCAUAUGAUGACACAAUAACCAAUAUAGGUCUUAUCAAUGUCAUAAAUAUAUCAGCACAGCGUACAUCUUAUCACAGGCAUGUCAUAAGAGAUACAAGUGCCCUACAUGUUUUAUCGUCGCUUUCCUGAGCUUGCUUGAGUGUUGUAACCUCAAGUGUCUUUUGUGUGUGUGUUUGACGUGCUAGGAGUUGCAUGGCCGCAUGUGGUCUCCUCAUGUGAGGAGUGUGUCUCUACAUACGUGGGUGUUUACCGUGUUGUGGAUGCUGCUGCUGCCAGUCUUCCUUGUCUGUUCAGAGAGAAUUUCCACCACAUUUUUUUGUGCUCCACCGCAUGCUGCUGCGACGUCAUCGGACUAAAAACCCACGCUACUUGAAGCCAAAGCGAAAGAGGAUGAUCGAUUAAAUCAGCGGAAGUCCGUCAAGUGAACUCUGAAUGAUCUUAUGAGCUAAACUGGGCCACUUCCAAAUGAUCUCGGAAGACUUUUGGAACGUGGCCCCGCUCAAUGUUGACAUCACAACAAUUUAAAAAAAAAAAACAAAAAAAAAGUCUAUUUUGUUAUAGUCAUUGAAAAGUUCUAUUUUUUUCCAGCUUGAAUUUCUUUAUGUUGUACAAUGAUAUCACUGCGCUGUAAAAGCCUUUUUUCUGAAUGUAGUGACAAAUGUUUCCUCGGAGUAUGUGUAAAUAUUAUUGAUAAUAAUAAGGCAUGCUUUCCAAAUGGGGGGACUUUACCACCUUGCAUGGUGCUACCAAAGCAGUCACUCUUAAUGGAAGGAGUUGGGUCGCACCACUUUUUUGCCCCCCCCUGGUACAAUGUAGAAUUUUUUGAAAAGGGUGUGAAAAGGGCUUUUGUAUCUAAGAAUAGCAAAAGACUGUCACAGUUAUCUGUUACACGCACAGUGAAAGUAAUUGUGUAGCCAAGGAGGAGCUGGAAGUGGUUCGAGCGAACUAACCCUACACUCAAGGGGUCCUGUGAAUGUCUGGGGGGGGGGGGGGAUUGCCACAGUAACAGCAUUGUGUGUUGUUUUUAAAUGUGAAAUGCACUUUAUUGUUAUUUUUUUUGGUGGGUGAGGGGGAAUCACGAUGGCACAAUUGAAGUAUCUGCAAAAUGAGAAUCAACAUGCACUAAUUUAACUGUAAAAAAAAACAUUUGUGCGAAGUGUGUGCUGUCUAUUUUUCCAAAGUGUUCUAGUUGUACUUUUUAAUUGUUUUGGUUAGUUAAUUUUCUAUUAAAAAAAAAUCUCGCAAACAAGCGUGCUGUGCAAA